CAGGCUGGCGCAGCGUGGCGUGUUGCGCGGCUGGCGUGGCGCAGGGUCGGCGCCUGGAAUGUCCGCAGGAGCUCCCGGAGGCGGCCUGCCGAGGUGGCGGGCCCGUCGCCGCGCGGGGCCGCGAAGACGGCCGACCUCGGCCAGCACCAGGCGGGCGCGACUCUCGUCGUGAAGCACCUCGCGGAGGUGACGAUGUCCGUCUUCGACCUGGUCGCCCACGGCAUCUUCGCCCUGAGGGCCGUGCGCAGCGUGUUGGCCCCGAAGCUGCCCAGGCCCGAGAUGCGUGUGCCGGACGUCUCGCUCGACCAGGUCGCCGGCAUCGGGUCGGCCAAGGCGGAGGCCCUGGAGAUCGUGGAGUGCCUCAUGGCGCCCGCGAGGUUCAUGGGCCUCGGCGCUAUAUGCCCGAAGGGCCUCCUCCUGACAGGGCCCCCCGGCUGCGGGAAGACGCUGCUGGCCCGCGCCAUCGCUGCCACGGCCGCCGUGCCGUUCAUCUCCCGCUCGGGAGCGGACUUCAACCAGAGGUACGCCGGCGCUGGCUCCAGCCUGGUGAAAGAGCUGUUCCAGGUGGCCGCUCUCUUGAGAAGGGCCCAGUGA
Prorocentrum cordatum is the source of this 594-nucleotide messenger RNA. NCBI's taxonomy places the organism in Eukaryota, Dinophyceae, Prorocentrales, Prorocentraceae. The record is from the annotation of a GenBank genome assembly.